CAUCGGCAGCUUUCCUUUUUGUUUGGUCCGAGAGCGCUACCUCCCACAUCUGCUCCACUGCACACGGAAAGUGUCCAGUUACUCCCCCCCCCAGCACACGCACACCAAUUUCGGCAAUGUAUCUGCCACUCGUGCUCGCUGUCACGCUGGCAGCGGCCCUGACCAACGGUCAGCAACCGUGCGACCCUAGCGUCACCUGUCCCACGUUCAACUGCACCCCGCACCCGAACUGCCCGGCCAAGGAUCCGCUUCACCCGGUACAGCUACCGCACAGUGACUGCACCAAGUUCUACAAGUGUUCCGGCGGCAAUGCCUGCGAGCAGCUGUGCCCGGUCGGACUGCACUACAACGCGCGCGAACAGUCGUGCGACUGGCCGAACCGUGCCUGCUGCGACCCGAGCAUCGAGUGCGGUCUGCCGGACGUGCCGGCGAACGAUUGCGUGCCCAACCCGAACUGUCCGGCCUCGUCGAAGGACACGAUCCUGCUGCCGCACGUCAACUGUGCCAAGUUCUACAAGUGCUCCGGACCGUUCGCCUGCCCGAUGGACUGUCCGCCGCUGCUGCACUUCAACCCGAAGCAGAACGCUUGCGACUGGCCCGAGCGAGCCUGCUGCGAUCCGACCGUGCCGUGCGAUCCGUGCAUCCCCGGCGUGACCUGCCCCCCGGGACCUGGACCCGUUCCUACCCCAGCUCCUACUCCUGUCCCGACUCCGGCUCCUACUCCGGCCCCUACUCCGGCCCCCACCCCAGCUCCCACUCCCGCCCCGACUCCCGCCCCGACUCCCGCCCCAACUCCGGGACCUACGCCCGGUCCGACGCCAUCCGCGCCAGGCGAGUGUGAUCCAGGAGUCACCUGCCCGCUGAACUGUGUCCAGGAUAUGCGCUGCCCGCCGCGUGACGGUUCCAAGCCCAUUCUGCUGCCGGCCAGCGUCUGCACCAAGUUCUACAAGUGCCAGUCGGGCCGUGCCUGCGAGUUUGACUGCCCGUACGGGCUGCACUUCAACGAGAAGUCGAUGGUGUGCGACUGGCCGCAUCAGGCCUGCUGCGAUCCGACGAUCGAGUGUGUACCGGCCUGCAUCCCUGGCGUCACCUGCCCUUAGGAAUCCGUCGUCCGUGUCGGUACUGCUGCCAGACGUAUGGAUCACAUUCAUUAUUAAUACAUACAACAACAACAACAACAAAAAACACACACACACAUACACACACUGACAAACAGUUGGAGCAUUGUGAUUCCCUAAUGAGCCGUAUCAAUAAAGUAGAGCAAAUGUGAAUGAAA
This is a messenger RNA of Anopheles arabiensis, 1276 nucleotides long. Its product is annotated as keratinocyte proline-rich protein-like. Bases 117 to 1100 code for a protein of 327 amino acids. Gene Ontology annotation, molecular function: chitin binding. Lineage: Eukaryota; Metazoa; Arthropoda; Insecta; Diptera; Culicidae. The record is from RefSeq and is a predicted model, not a curated record. The transcript has a single exon. Gene Ontology annotation, cellular component: extracellular region.